AUGGCUACGAAUCUGUAUUCGACGAAUGCACCAACUGAAAAUUUAUCCGUACACGAUAUGUUGGCUUGGGUUAAUGAACGUUUGCAGGCGCAAUUUGGCAAAAUUGAAGAGCUUCGCGCACGAGCCUGUCAAUUUACGGAUAUGCUAUUUCCUUCUUCGGUGCCCAUGACACACGUCAAGUUUUGUACUAAUUCGGAGCAUGAAUAUAUUAAGAAUUUUAAAAUUUUACAAGUUUCAUUUGAAAAAGUAAAGGCUGACAAGAUAAUACCAAUUGAUAAAUUAGUCAAGGGCGAUUUUCAAGAUAAUUUCGAAUUUCUGCAGUGGUUUAAGAAGUUCUUUGAUGCCAUUUACGAUGGAACGGAUUAUGAUGCGAGUGCUGCUUGGGACGGUACGCAGGUGGGUUACGGAAAGACAAAUGUAAACAAAAUACUCUCUGCAGCUGCUGCCAUUCAACAAAAAUUCGAAUCAUUGAAGACAGCUUCAGCAGCACACUCAACGGUAUCAUCGUCAAUGGGAUUAGAGUCGACCACGAAAGCACAGAGAGCAAUUAGCAUCAUUAAGAAAUCCAACGAGAACGCCGUUGCUGCAACGAAUCAACGGAUCGACGAAUUAUCGAUUCAGAUUAUGUUUAUGCGUUUGAAUUUGCAAGGCUUAGAAAAAGAAGGAGACCUUUAUUUUUCCCGAUUGCUUGACAUUGAAAUUUUCUGCAAAGAAGUCGACAAAGGGGAAUCCUAUCCGUUGGUUCAAAAGAUGUUUGAAAUCCUCUAUGCACCACCCGACAAAAUUUCGCCGGAAGAUGGGGAAUACUAA
This is a messenger RNA of Glossina fuscipes, 810 nucleotides long. RefSeq names its product microtubule-associated protein RP/EB family member 1-like. Gene Ontology annotation, biological process: protein localization to microtubule plus-end; regulation of microtubule polymerization or depolymerization; spindle assembly. NCBI's taxonomy places the organism in Eukaryota, Metazoa, Arthropoda, Insecta, Diptera, Glossinidae. Gene Ontology annotation, molecular function: microtubule plus-end binding. The record is from RefSeq and is a predicted model, not a curated record. Gene Ontology annotation, cellular component: spindle midzone; microtubule plus-end; microtubule organizing center.